CCAGGUGACGGGGAAGCUGUUCCGAGGGGACAUGCCCUUCGGGAUGGACCUGGCGGCCAUCAACAUGCAGCGCGGGCGGGACCAUGGCCUGGCGCCCUACAACCGCGUGCGGAUGGCCUGCGGCUUGCCACUCAUCACGAAGUUCAAGCAACUCCGAGGCGUGAUGGACAAGGGCGUCGUGAAGAGUCUUAGGAGAGUUUACAGACACGUAGACGACAUCGACCUGUUCAUCGGCGGGCUGGCGGAAACCCCGGUUAAAGGAGGCCUCGUCGGCCCCACCUUCGCCUGCAUCCUCGCCGACCAGUUCCUCAGGCUCAAGGUUGGGGACAGGUACUGGUACGAGACGAAUAACCCCGACACGCAGUUCGAGACAGCGCAGCUCAAGGUUAUUCGCAAAACGACCUUGGCAAGUAUCAUGUGCAGCGUCAUUCCCGAGCUGAUGGAGGUACAGCUGUGGCCCUUCAAGUUGGUGUCCAGGAAAAACCCGAUGGUGCCUUGUUCCUCCUUCAAGAAAAUGAAUCUGAAACCUUGGAAGGAAUGAAAGAAGAUCAAUGGGAAGGAUUAAGAAGAAGAAUAUUUAUAUAUCUUGGAAUUUACACCUCCUUUUAGACCGAGGCAUGGAAACUUUCAAUUCCAUUUUGCU
Molecule: messenger RNA, 643 nt
Organism: Penaeus monodon (black tiger shrimp)
Lineage: Eukaryota; Metazoa; Arthropoda; Malacostraca; Decapoda; Penaeidae
Product: peroxidase-like protein 3
Exons: 3
Coding region: 32-541 (169 amino acids)
Biological process (GO): response to oxidative stress
Molecular function (GO): heme binding; peroxidase activity
Source: RefSeq, a predicted model, not a curated record